CACACGCGUGUGUUUGUGAUUAGUUCACUCCUCCACGGCGCAGUCUCCCCUCCAUUGCUUCCGCAGAAGAGCCCGUCUCUGCUGUCCCACUAAAGAUGGAGCUGUCUGCGGCAGGGGACCGAGUGUUUGCCGCUGAAGCCAUCCUGAAGCGCCGCGUCCGUAAGGGACGGAUGGAGUACCUAGUGAAAUGGAAAGGAUGGGCAAUAAAGUACAGCACAUGGGAACCGGAGGAGAACAUCCUAGAUGAACGACUUGUUGCAGCAUUUGAACAAAAAGAGCGGGAGCAGGAGAUGUAUGGACCUAAAAAGAGAGGCCCGAAACCUAAAUUAUUGCUUCUAAAGUCAAGAGCACAGGUUGCAGAGACUUCCUCACGAGUCCCAGAGUUCAAGCACACUCAUCCCAAGCAGCACUCCAAGUUUCCUCCGCCCUCGGCUGCACCGUCCUACACCCCAACCGCCCCUUCCAAUGCUAAACUGCAGUCGGGGACUGCUCAGCCCAAACUGAAGAAAGACAUUCACCGCUGCCAUCGCAUGGCUCGUCGCCCCUUGCCCCGUCCAGACCAAACAGUCAGUCCCUCUGGUCCUUUUUCGUCCCGUCCAACAGUAAGUCCUUUCUCAGAAACGGUCCGCAUUCUCAAUCGUAAAGUCAAACCCAGGGAAGUAAAGAAAGGACGGGUCAUUCUGAACCUCAAAGUGGUUGACAAGGCUGGGAACGGUGGAGUUCCUAAUAGUAGAAGGACACAUGUGCCCUCCGCCCAGCAGUCCCAUUUUGGCCGACAGAAGAUUCCAUCCCGGAACAGGGUGAUUGGGAAAAACAGGCGGUUUGGAGAGUUUUCCUACCGAGGAAUCCCGACCCCCAAUAGAAAUUCUGGGUUUCCUGUUUUUGGAAAGCUCUUUGAUUCUCACUCUCUGAACAAUGCAGAGAACCAGACUCAAAGUGGAGAGAGUCGCGAUAACACGGCAAAGAAUCUCUCUUCCUCCAAAUGUUCCAAGUUGGAUGCCUCCAAAAAUCAGACUCUUGAUGAACUUCCUCCUUCAAACUCAAGCUCUGAAGUUUCCGAUGGUGAGCCCAACUCCCCGCCACAAACCCAAUCCCAGCGUUCCUCAUUGCAGCCCAAGUCCUCCACAAUCAAGGCGCCAGAUCCCACACUUCACAAACACAGCGCUCAAACUGUGCCAUCCAAAAACAGCUUGGUUCCUACUGCUCUUCCCUCCUCUCCUAUGUUUUCCUCAUCGUCCUCUGCGUCGUCUUCCUCAGAAGACAACGAACGCAUCCUGGACCUUUCUGUACCUCAUGAAAUGGACAAGAGAUUGCGGCGUCGCCAUCCCUUCUCUGGCCGUCAUCCGCUCAAAGUCCCUGAGGUGCCUGUGUCAGAAGAACCAUCUGAGGAAGAGGAAGAUUUGGACUGGCGUCCUGACAUGACAUCCAAAUGUGCCAAUGUGGUCGUAACGGACAUCACAGCUAACCUCCUCACCGUAACGAUAAAGGAGUUCUGUCAUCCACCUUCUGUUAACCCUCCUCCCUGCUACCCCAAAAAUAUAUUAGCUCAACAUGACACAAAACAGCCAAAGCAACACCCCAACAAAACAUGAGUGCAGACCCCACAGAUACGGCCUCCUCCUUUAGCCUUCAGAAGGGAUAUUAGAAGGUUUGUUAGCCGUUUGUUUAAAGUUUCUAGAUGCCUGGGCUCAUGUGAGUCUUUGUUAAGAGAUGUGGCCAAGCUGUCCACUCUACAACACUGUGCCAUGACUUUUAUAAUCGUAAAAAAGAAUGUCUCAGAAUAAGGCUCACUGUUUUUAAUCUGAACACAUGGACCUCUUUAAGAAUGGAUUUAUACACCAGUGGCUUCUUGAAAGAUGUGCCAAACAACUUCCUGUAUGGUAUUUAUUCCUUAUAUUUCAUAUCGUUUGAAUAAAUACACUGUCGUUCAAAAGUUUGGUAAGAAUUUUUUUUUGCAAGACAAGUACAAACAGUAUUGAUAAAUUAAGAACGUUUUUUUAUUUUAGCAUUUAAAAAAAUUAUUGAUUUCUAUGAUGGCAAAGUUGACUUUUCAGCAGCCAUUUCUGCAGCCAUCGGUGUCACAUGAUCCUUCAGAAAUCAUGUUAAAAACAGUUGUGUUGUGAAAUAUUUUUGUGGAAACAUCAAUACAUUUUUUACAGGAUUCUUUGAUGAAUAUAAAGUUAAAAAUAGCAGCACUUUUUUUCAGCAAUUUUUUUCCAACUUAUUUAGAAAUAUUUGUUAUUUUUGAUUUUUUUACAAUUUCUUUAACCAAAAGUAAUAAUGUCUUUUGAAAAAAAUCAUACUGAUUCCAACCUUUUGAACAGCAGUAUAUAAUAUAAACCAAGUAUUAUCUGCAUCAACUCACUUCCAUAAUGGAUUCUAUUUACUCAAUUCAUUUGUUGUAUCUGUAUAAUGUGUAUAGCAUCACUAACAUUGUAUUGUGCUGUAAACAAGGGCUCAUUUUAAGUUUUACAUUUUACAUUUAUAAAAUUAAUAGUAAGAUUUGGCUGGUAAUUUACUGAUUACAGGACUUUUUUUUUGGUUCGUUUUUUUUUUUUUUUUUUUUUUUGCGUAAUUACCUUGCGUAAUUUAAUUUUCAAGAGGAAAUCAACUAUAUAUUGUGAUUAGAACAGCAGGAUGCACUUUCUUUGCUUGUAAGAAAUAUUUAUGGCUAUAAAACGUGCUCCGUUCACCCGUCAGUUAAUUUUGGACCCUGGCUAUUUUUGUUUUAAGUUAAGCUUUGGCGUGUGGCAGGUACCUGACACAAACAUCUCCACCUUUAAGCAUCCACACAGCCAGUAUCUUCAUAAUGAAGCAGAAUAACAACCAUCUGUGGUCAACAACUCAACCAGCUCUGUCAAACGUGUAUGUUUUAUCUCAGUCGAAACUAUAUGGCAAGUGUGUAUAGUGCUGUCUUACCCACUGUCCCUUUCGCAAAGGGAUUUGGUUCAUAGUCAUACAGUAAGAAAUACUCAGGUGAGAGAAUGAAGAACAGGAGGUUUUGUUGUUGCGAAGCUGAAAUGCAGAUGUAAUGGCCAAUUUUCAUGAAUCUAAGCCAGUAAGGAAUGAGAUCCUUCUGUGCUUUUCCUAGGUUUUCCCCUUUAAUGUAACUGGAAAUCUCUGUUAACUGAUGGACAAGAAACUGUUAAUUAUAUGUUAAUGACUAACAUAUUCAUGUUAAUGUUGUUUUAGUUUUGCCUUUCCAAAAACAGAUAGAUUCAGAUAAAGCUCUUUUGUUUCUUUCUAAAGUACUCUAUUGUAGAAGAGACUAGAUUCUUGUGCUGUAAAAAGCUUUGAGCACAAGUUAAUUCCAUAAGAUCAUCUAGCGCUCUCUCUCUCACUUUUUUCAGUUUGAAAACGAAUAUCGUCUAGCCAUCCCAGGAAUUGUUUUAAUGUCAUCCUGCUCUCUAUUUAUCAGCAGGGAUAGAUCGAUCUCAGCAGAGAAAGUGUGGGGUAUGGGACUUUGAAUCCAGAGAAAGAGUAUUUGCUUAGACAUUGGCAAAAAGCAAGCUUUUGAUCUAGUCCUGAUGUGGUUGGAACGGUCUUUACCCUCCAGUUUGGCUUAUAAUGAGAGCUGAUGUUUAAACCCCAUGGGCUCGGGUCUUGAUGCAAGCCAGUGUCAGAGUUUAAAAACGAAAAGGCACAGGCGAAGUGCACUAGCCUGAUGAAAUGGAUGAUGAUGUCAUUGAUGUGAUGUGGCCAAACACAAUGUUUUGGGGUUUGCUUAGGGUCACAAAAUGAGCUCAUACUGCAGUUUUCCUUAGUUCCUGGUGUGCCUUGUUCUCAAUGUCCAUCAAGCCUUUUAUAUACCUUAUUUAAACCUUAUUUUAAGUCUGGACUUGAUUGAUUAAUUGACUCAAAAAUGAAUAGCCAGAAUUGGCACUCUAGAUUACAUUCAUCAACCUUAAUUUAUGUGAUGUUGUGAUGAAGCUCUUCAGUGUGUACUGUCAUUAAUGUGUUAAUUGUCAAUUAGAUUUUUGUUCUGGUUUAAAGUAGGUUCUAUUCUUGAAACCUCUUUAAAAACCUUUUCUUUUUUUUUCUUUUUUUGCUUAUGAAUAUUUAUGUCAUCAGCAAUCAGACUUUCAGUCCUGCUCUUUGCAGCUUUAUGGUUUGCAUCUUGUUGGUCCUAAAUCGCUGAUAUUUUCAGCAAAUACAGAAUCUUCUGAUCUUUGUGGCCUCCCCUGUAAUCCCACUUAACCAGCACUCCAAGACGUGUGCAUAGAGAGGGAUUGAGAAUCAAGAUUUCCUCUCAAAAUCCCGUCAGGAGAUUGGCUCUGAGUUCAGGGCAUCAUUCUGUUUAUCCCGCUGAAUCCAGACUCUUAUUAUUCUUCCACAUCUGCUGACAUUUUAGCUCAGACCUCCAUGAUGAGGAUGUUUUAAGGACACAUUCUCCGGUAGACCUGUAUUCAAUUGAUUUUUAUUGUAAUAGAGUUUGUUCAGCCAUAUUGUUUGUUUAGCCAUACUGUGUGUGUGUGUGUGUGUGUGUGUGUGUGUGUGUGUGUUAAAUGGCUAAUUUGAGGAAUUGCUAAUUCCUCAGCACUAAGAAUGCAUGUUUUCAUGUUUGUGUUAUUUAAAAAGAUUAAAAGUAAAUGCACUCAUGCCUUUGUGCAAAUGAAGAGUUGAAUAUAUAGAUGUUUUCAAACCGAUCACACAUAGCUCUGAUUUUGGUGUGAUUCAUUUGAAUAUGAAGUUUGAAUAUGUGGAAUUCAUUCCUUGGAAAGAACCUGCAGCUCCGGUUUUAUGUAAGUCAGAAUGGAGCUUUCUCAUGACUUUUAUAUACACUUUAACAUUGUGUAACUUGUUAUUACGUUGCCUUUAUAAAGCCAAUGUACUGUACUACAUCCAGCAGACCCAUCACAGUUCUUCAGACUGUUCUCAAUUCUCUCACUGGACUUGAUUUCCCAAGACAAUUAAGUAUCCUAUAGAAUUCAUUGAAAAACUUUCUAACAUGUCAUCCAAAACUUCAACUAUCCAAAAAAUCAACUAGUAUAUUGGACUACCUACAUAAGACUUCAACUUCUAGUGAACAUUCAAACGUUCAGGCACAACUAUCAGGCCAGCAUUCAACCAGAUCUGGAGCUUCAGCUGAAAGUGUUAUGCACAGAUCACUAUUGUCCCAGAUGUUUGAGAAUGAGCCUUACGUUCACUGUGUAACUUCUGAUCCAUUCUGUGUAGUUUUUCACAUUGACCUGGCUUCAACAGUGAAUGUGUGUUUGAGAGAAAAAAUGAAUGCAUUCUUCAUUAUUAUAAGUUCUGAGUUUUAAUCUCAUGCCAGUUGUUUUAAAUGUGAAAACUUUUGAACCAUAAUUUGUUUUUCCCCUUCUUUUUCUGUAUGAAACCUCUUAUUAGCCAGUGAUGAUUAUGUGAAUGAUUUAUGCAUGUUGCCUUUUUGAUUUGGUCGUUUUUGUUGUAAAUAUUAAUUUUUAUAUAAUAACUUCAUGCUUGAUUUUAUUCUGUAGUGACCAUAGCAAAGCGAUAAUUAUUUUUCAUUGCUUUAUGUAUUGUGUACAGACUUGUAAUUGCCAAAGUGUUGAAAAUCAUGACAAUUUUUGUACCGUCUUUGAAGUAGAAGUGUAGCUAAGCUCACUGGCUGUUUUAAUAAAGGAAUUGUGUUUAUGAUUUUACAAA
This is a messenger RNA of Carassius gibelio (silver crucian carp), 5628 nucleotides long. Its product is annotated as chromobox protein homolog 6. Lineage: Eukaryota; Metazoa; Chordata; Actinopteri; Cypriniformes; Cyprinidae. The record is from RefSeq and is a predicted model, not a curated record. Bases 96 to 1592 code for a protein of 498 amino acids. The transcript has 5 exons.